Molecule: messenger RNA, 1817 nt
Organism: Theobroma cacao (cacao)
Lineage: Eukaryota; Viridiplantae; Streptophyta; Magnoliopsida; Malvales; Malvaceae
Product: serine carboxypeptidase-like 46
Biological process (GO): proteolysis
Cellular component (GO): vacuole
Molecular function (GO): serine-type carboxypeptidase activity
Source: RefSeq, a predicted model, not a curated record
UUUGGUUGAAUCCAUCAAAGUUUCAUUGAUUUUCAUAAAGUUCGACACAUCAUUUUGUCUUCGUAAUUUGAUCUCUUUUUCUUCCAUGUCAAUCAAUCAAUCAACAAAUCAAGACAAAUCCAACGUAAUGUACAGCCAAAUCUGUACUAUGAACCUGGUACCAAGGCUCCCUCCCUCCUUUGAUUCCUUUUGAAUUUGCUUUUUUGACUACAAGCUUUUGCUAUGGGCCUACGCAUGUGAUGAAGAACUUUGACCCCGAGCAGGACCUUUUUGGUUUUGAUGGAAAAGGCGAAAGCUACGUUCAUCAUUGGACCAUAUAAGGCUUCUGCUGAGCUGAUAACAAGACUCCCGAGUCAACCUGCCAAUGUUGGUUUCAAGCAAUACUCUGGUUACAUUGUCACUGAUGCUAAACAUGGUCGAGCUUUAUUCUACUACUUCGUGGAAGUGGAUGCCGCCGAUCCACUGUUACAUCCUUUAACAUUAUGGCUAAAUGGAGGCCCUGGUUGUUCAUCUCUUGGCUAUGGCGCGUUCAUGGAACAUGGUCCUUUCCAGCCAGGGGAAGACGGAUUCUUGGUCAAGAAUCAAUAUUCAUGGAAUUUGGAAUCAAACAUGCUGUACGUUGAGAGUCCAAUUGGAGUUGGAUUUUCAUACUCAAAUACUAGCUCGGAUUACAUAGGUGUUAAUGAUACUUUUACAGCUGAGGAGAAUCUGCAAUUUCUUGUCAACUGGUUCAAAGAAUUCCCGCAAUAUAGAAACUCGGAUUUGUACCUUACUGGGGAGAGCUAUGCAGGUCACUACAUACCACAGCUUGCUGCCUUAGUGCUGGAUUACAACAAACAUUCCAAUGGCAAACCAAUCAGGCUCAAAGCAGUUGCAUUGGGGAAUCCUCUUCUAGAUUGGGAGAUUAGUAUUGACAACACUGAGUUUUUCUGGUCACAUGGACUCAUUUCGGAUGAAAUGCUCAUGCUGAGAAAAACAGUCUGCAGUCGCCCGAGGGAUGCCAUAGAGUCCCUUCACAAUAAUUUGUCCAAAGAAUGCACUGAUGUGAUCCACAAACAAAGAGCGGAAAUAGGCUCGUAUACUCAGUACGGAGAUGUGACUUUGCCUAUUUGCACAUCAAGAAGUCUGUUUGGGCAGACUGUUUAUCUGAGAAAAUUCGAUACAUUGGAUGCUGAGCUUCCGAUGAGAUCAGUUAUCCCCGGUGAUCCAUGUAUCGAAGAUAGGAUACAUAAAUACCUCAACAAACCUGAAGUCCAAGAAGCACUUCAUGCAAACACAACUCACCUUCCUUAUCGUUGGGAAUUCUGUACAGGGACUGAUCUUGUCUAUGAAAGAAAAAAUCUAGAAACCAAUAUCAUACCUCUUCUGUUGAAUCUUCUCAGAAGUGGUAUUCCAAUCCUCCUGUACAAUGGAGAUCAAGAUGCAAAAAUCCCACUAACACAAACAAGGAUAAUUGCUAACAUGCUUGCGAAAGAGAUGAACCUUGUGCCAUUUGGGAACUUUGGGAACUAUGCUCCCUGGUUUGACAACAUGCAGGUUGGUGGGUGGACUCAAUCGUUUGGUCAAGCAAAGGACGGAAAAAAUAUAACGUUCUUAACGUAUGCUACGGUUCGGGGUGGGGCACAUGAAGUCCCAUAUACUUCUCCCUCGCCAGGCCUGACUCUAUUCAGGGCAUUCGUCAAGGGAUCUCCUUUACCUAGAACAAUAGCAAGUUAAUUAGCAAAUCCAGAAUAGGCUUGCAGAAUAAUAGAUUGACUUGGUGCUUCUGUCUGUUUCAAUAAUAAUGAUCAUGUUUUGCAGCUCAAAUUCUGAAAUGA